AUGCGAAGCCGCAAACCUACGAUCAAUGCUUUGCCUUCCGAUAGAAGCCUGAACAACCAGCUUCGAGAGAAUGACUAUCGAGGCACUACGCUUCUCUCUCUCUCGCAAAACAUAAAAAGGGAUGGGUCUCCAAAUUUCACGCCAAUGUCGAGACGCUUCGCUUAUUCGGGUUUCACCUUUCCCAGCCGUGACCGUGACUGGGAUGGGUACCAAUCCUCUCCUGACCCGUACUACAGAAACACCAGGGCCGAGUCCCCAUAUAGCCCUACCCGACGGACAGUAGGCUACCGUCAAUCCUCGAGUGCCUUCUAUUCUCAGCAACCGAGACGUCCCGCUGAUGGGACCCACGGCCAAUCAUCCUUCAUCGACAGUCCUACAAGACCGCGCGGCUCAAGGAGAACCCUCGACGACUCGGAUUAUGAUGCCGACUAUUCCGACCAGUGGAGCGGCAGUGCUGCAAGGGGUCCUGCGCGAUUCGGUGGCUAUGGCUUCAACGCAACGCUGCGAGGAUCGAAUCUGCACGGUCGUUCUAGGGUUCAAACACCGCCGGCACCAUUCACAUACGACAACUCGGAGGCUCGCCGCUCAGAAAGCGGUUCCGAUUAUAGCGGCGACGUGAUAUAUGCCCGCCACGGCCGCAGUCCGAUUCGUAGGGGGUAUUCGCCGUCACCAAUUCGAACGCAGGGAUCGUUCUGGAGCAGUCCGGGUCGCGAUCGGGGAUGGAGUCGGUCGGCUCGGGUGUUUAGACCGCCUUCUCCUGUCCGGAGGAGCUGGAUAUCGUCGCCUCCCCCGCGCCAACAGAACAACUCAUCCGGCCGUCGGUCGUACGGAUACGAUGACAGCCUUGGAAGUAGACGCUCUGGGACUUGGAGAGGCUCUAGUCCCUCCCCACCGCGGAGUAACACAGGCAGGAACCAGGGAGGUAUUCGGUUUACCAGUUACGCGAGCGAUGAUAUUCCAAUUCGGUCGCCUCGAUCACCAGAUUCUCGCGCUGGAAGUGGGUGGUCAGAAUAUUUUCAGUCGGCAGAGUCGAGUCCGUACCGCGGGUACUGGUGA
Neurospora tetrasperma FGSC 2508 is the source of this 1056-nucleotide messenger RNA. RefSeq lists its product as uncharacterized. The record is from RefSeq and is a predicted model, not a curated record. The transcript is spliced from 2 exons. Bases 1 to 1056 code for a protein of 351 amino acids. NCBI's taxonomy places the organism in Eukaryota, Fungi, Ascomycota, Sordariomycetes, Sordariales, Sordariaceae.